This is a messenger RNA of Mobula hypostoma (lesser devil ray), 7816 nucleotides long. RefSeq names its product laminin, beta 1a (gene lamb1a). The record is from RefSeq and is a predicted model, not a curated record. The transcript has 33 exons. Gene Ontology annotation, cellular component: basement membrane. NCBI's taxonomy places the organism in Eukaryota, Metazoa, Chordata, Chondrichthyes, Myliobatiformes, Myliobatidae. Gene Ontology annotation, biological process: animal organ morphogenesis; tissue development. Bases 142 to 5490 code for a protein of 1782 amino acids.
AGCGGGUGGAGUGAGGAGUGGGCGGACGCAUGCGUGCGUGGUCUGUUCGCUGCAGGAGUGGGAGCGGCGCCGGCUGAGGGAUAAGUGAGAGGUUUCAACCGGUCCUCCAAAAGAACUGCGCCUCUUGCCAUUUAUACGACUAUGUUGCUCUUCGGAAGUUUUAGUAUUUGGGUCACCCUUUGGCACUGUGUGCGCUCUCAAGAGCCAGAAUACAGUUAUGGCUGUGCUGAAGGAAGUUGUUAUCCAGCCACAGGAGAUCUAUUGAUUGGGCGAGCUGAUAAGCUCUCUGCUACCUCCACUUGUGGUUUACAUAAACCUGAGCCAUUCUGUAUUGUCAGCCACCUUCAGGAAGUAACGAAAUGCUUUUUAUGUGAUUCACGGACUCCUUUUGCCGAAAAUCAAAACAGUCACAGAAUCGAGAAUGUGGUCACAACUUUUGCUCACAACCGACUGAAUACCUGGUGGCAGUCUGAAAAUGGCAUCGAAAAUGUUUCCCUUCAACUGGAUCUGGAGGCUGAGUUCCAUUUUACCCACCUCAUUAUGACUUUCAAGACGUUUCGUCCGGCUGCUAUGAUGAUUGAACGAUCUUCAGAUUUUGGGAAGACUUGGCAGGUGUAUAGGUAUUAUGCUUAUGACUGUGAGGCAUCCUUCCCAGGUAUUUCAGCAGGAUCACUGAAGAAAGUGGAUGACAUUAUCUGUGAUUCUCGCUACUCCGAUAUUGAACCUUCUACAGAAGGAGAGGUCAUUUAUCGUGUGUUGGAUCCAGCUUUUAAAAUCGAAGAUCCUUACAGCCGAAGAAUACAAAAUAUGUUGAAGAUCACUAACCUGAGGAUAAGGUUUACUAAGCUCCAUACUUUGGGUGACAACUUACUAGACUCGCGAAUGGAAAUCAAGGAAAAAUAUUACUAUGCUAUCUAUGACAUGGUGGUUCGAGGCAAUUGUUUCUGUUAUGGACAUGCCAGUGAAUGUGCUCCCGUUCAUGAAUCUGAUGAUCAGGAUGUUGAAGGGAAGGUACAUGGUCGAUGUGUGUGUCGGCACAACACUAAAGGUUUAAACUGUGAGCUGUGUCAAGAUUUCCACCAGGAUGUACCUUGGAAACCUGCUGAAGGACGCAACAGCAAUGCUUGCCAAAAGUGUAACUGCAAUGGACAUGCUAACAAAUGUCACUUUGACAUGGCUGUGUAUUUAGCCUCUGGUAAUGUUAGUGGUGGUGUUUGUGAUGGCUGUCGGAAUAAUACAAUGGGACAGCACUGUGAACAAUGCAAACCUUUCUACUACCAGCAUCCAGAACGAAGUAUUCGUGCCAGUGACAUCUGUGAGCCUUGUAACUGUGACCCAGCUGGAUCACUGAAUGGUGGAAUCUGUGAUAGUCACACUGAUCUGGCAGCUAACCUCAUAGCAGGGCAGUGUCGCUGUAAGCUAAAUGUUGAGGGUGAGCGCUGUGAUCUGUGCAAAGAGGGUUUCUUUGGACUAAGUGCAGAUGAAGCACUGGGAUGUCAACCAUGUGCUUGUAACCAUUUGGGAACUCAUCCUGGAGGAUCUCCAUGUGAUGACAUCACAGGGAAUUGCUUCUGUAAACGUCUGGUGAUGGGCAAGAACUGCGAUCAGUGUCUGCCUCAGUACUGGGGACUCAGCAGUGAUCUGGAUGGGUGUCGCCCUUGUGACUGUGACCAAGGGGGCUCCUACAGUAAUGAUUGUUCAUCCGAGACAGGCCAGUGUCCAUGUAAAGAGCAUAUGUUUGGGCGUCAGUGCAAUGAAGUUGAAUCCGGGUUUUACUUUAUUGCAUUGGACCAUUACACCUACGAGGCUGAGGAAGCUCACCUGGGUCCAGGAGUUACUGUAAUACAGCGACAAUAUCCACAGGAUCGUUCUCCAACCUGGACAGGAAUUGGAUUUGGACGUGUUCCUGAAGGAGCAUAUCUAGAAUUCCACAUAAAUGAUAUUCCAUAUUCAAUGGAAUACGACGUGUUGAUUCGCUAUGAACCACAGCUGCCAAAGAACUGGGAGGAGGCAAAAAUAACAGUGUUAAGACCUGGUGCGAUUCAUACUGGCAGUCGAUGUGUGAAUACUAUUCCUGAUGAUGACAACCAAGUCUUCUCUUUGCCAUCAGGAUCCAGGUAUGUGGUUCUUCCUCGGCCUGUGUGCUUCGAAAAAGGACUAAACUACACCAUCCGGUUAGAAUUAACAAAAUAUUCUUCAGAUGAUGAAAUGGAUACCCCUUAUAUCUUCAUAGAUUCGCUUGUACUCAUGCCCCACUGCAGGUCAUUGGAUAUAUUUUCUACAGGAGGUUCGGGGGAGAUUGUCACAAACAGCAUGUGGGAUACCUUCCAGCGGUACCGCUGCCUUGAGAACAGUCAGAGUGUUACCAAGACUCCAAUGACUGACGUCUGCAGAGGCAUUCUGACCAGUAUAUCUUCCAUAAUCCAUGAAGGAGCUCUGCCAUGUAAUUGUGACCCUCAAGGCUCUCUCAGUUCUGUUUGCAAUCCAAAUGGUGGACAGUGUCAAUGUCGUUCCAAUGUAGUCGGCCGAAACUGUGACCGCUGUGCUCCCGCUACUUAUGGUUUUGGUCCUAGUGGCUGCAGACCAUGUGAAUGUAAUCUAGAAGGUUCUGUCAGUGAAUUUUGCCAUCAAGCUACUGGCUAUUGUCUGUGUAAGGACGGAGUCUAUGGCCAACGCUGUGACCAGUGUCAGCCUGGAUUUUGGGGAUUUCCUAGUUGCCGCCCAUGCCAGUGUAAUGGACAUGCAGAUCAUUGUGACUUGGAAACUGGAGAAUGUUUGAACUGCAGAGAUCAUACAAGUGGACAGAACUGUGAGAGCUGUCUGGCAGGUUAUUAUGGAGACCCUGUACUUGGGUCAGGUGACCAUUGCCGCCCAUGUCCUUGCCCAGAUGGGCCAAGUAGUGAGCGACAGUUUGCUGCUGGCUGUUAUCAGGAUCUUUAUUCUGGCAAUGUUGUUUGCCUCUGUAAAACUGGAUACACAGGCGCUAGAUGCGAUGAAUGUGCAUCUGGGUUUUAUGGUAACCCUAAUGAGACCAGAGGAUCUUGUCAGGAGUGUCGUUGCAACAACAAUAUUGACGUGACUGACCCAGAAUCCUGUGACAAGCGUACUGGCGAAUGUCUAAAGUGCCUGUAUCAUACAGAGGGUGAAAGCUGCAACCUCUGCAAACCUGGCUACUAUGGGAAUGCUAAGCAGCAGAACUGCAUAAAGUGUGUCUGUAAUUCCUUGGGGACAAUACAGGCCGAGUGCCCUUCUGCAGAUGAAUGCCAUUGCAAUCAAACCACUGGUCAGUGUCCUUGCCUUUCUAAUGUGGUCGGUCUAACAUGUGAUCACUGUGCACCUAAUACCUGGAAGCUAGCAAGUGGAACUGGUUGUGAACUCUGCAAUUGCAAUGAAGUCCACUCGCGUGCAUCAUCCUGUAAUGAGUUUACAGGGCAGUGUCAGUGCAUGGCUGGAUUUGGAGGACGAACUUGUAGCGACUGCCAGGAAUUCUUCUGGGGAGAUCCUGAUGUGGAAUGUUUGAAAUGUGAUUGUAAUGAACUUGGCAUCGAGACACGGCAGUGUAACCAGACAGAUGGGCACUGCGUCUGUCGAGAAGGGAUUACUGGUGAACGGUGUGAUAGAUGUGCCCGAGGAUACUUCGGUACAUUCCCUCAUUGUGAACAGUGCCACGCGUGCUUCAGUCUCUGGGAUAAAAAGAUUGAAGAGCUGACUACUCAAAGCAAACGACUUGUGGAGCAGGCUGAUGCAAUCAAAGCCAAUGGAGUUAUUGGCCCUUACCAAGAAACUGUUAACGCCAUGCAGGAAAAGAUGAAUGAGAUACAAUUGCUGCUUGCUGAAAAUCCUGCAACAGAGCCACUUAACAAUAUUGAGGAGCUUUUGGAAGAAGCCAAGAAGAAAGUGAUUCAUCUUGCAGAAAAGGUGAAUGGAAUUGAAUCAGAUCUUGCAACCACAGAAGACCAACAUAAUGUGACUGUCGCAGAACUGAAUGACCUUCAGAGUGACACUGAGGGCGUAAAAGCUAUUGUGAGUGAACUAGCAGAGCAGUUGGAAUACAUUAAGAAUUCUGAUAUCCAUGGCGCCUUGGACAGUGUCCAGAAAUACCAUGAACAAUCUGUGGAGGCCGAAAUAAAAGUUAAUGCUUCCACUACUGAUCCUGACAAUAUAUUGCUACAGUCUUCCACCAUUCGACAAAAAGUGGAUGAAAUGAUCACACAAAAUGAGGAGCAUUUUGAGGAACGGCAAAAGGAGCAUUCACAAAGUCUGGUAGAAUUGGCUGAGAAAUUGCACAAUCUAGACCUUUCACCAUUAAGCGAAAAGAUUUGUGGGAGCCCUGCAGGAAUAUCUUGUGAGGAAGCAAAGUGUGGAGGUCCAAGCUGUCGCACUGAGGACGGAAACAGAAAGUGUGGAGGACCUGGCUGUGAUGGACUUGUAACUUUGGCUCAUAAUGCAUGGCAGAAUUCUAUGGAUUUUGAUACAAAAAUCCUAAAUGCUUUGGCAGAAGUGGAUCAGCUCUCUAAAAUGGUCACUGAUGCAAAAGUUAAAGCAGAUGAGGCUAAACUCAAUGCUCAAAAAGUCCUGUUAAAAACAAAUGCCACAAAGGAAAAAGUGGAUAAAAGCAAUGAAGAUUUGAGAAAUUUAAUCAAGCAAAUCAGAGAAUUUCUUACACAGGAUGGUGCUGAUUUAGAGAGCAUUGAAGCGGUUGCCAAUGAAGUAUUGAAAUUAGAAAUGCCGACUACUCCUCAGCAGCUUCAGAACCUGACCAAUGACAUUCGUGACCGGGUGGAGAGUCUCUCAGAUGUAGAGGUGAUCCUAAACCAAAGUGCAGCAGAUAUUCAAAGAGCGGAAGCACUGUUGGAUGAGGCCAAGAGGUCUAGAAUUCAUGCAACAGAUCUUAAAGUCACAGCUGAUCGUGUAAAGGAGGCCCUACACGAAGCUGAAAGGGCACAAACUUCAGCAACAAAGGCCAUCAAACAAGCUAACGAAGACAUCGAGGGAACACAAGAUCUGCUGACUUCAAUUGAAUCUGAGACGUUUGCAUCAGAACAAAGUCUCAACAACGCUACUCUGCGCUUAGCACAGAUUGAGAAAGAUAUCACUGAUCUAAAGCAAAAGACUGCUGAAAAUACAAAUGCUGCAGAAAACAUUGGAGAAACAGCAGAGAGAGUAAAACAGGCUGCAACUGAGGCCAAACAGGUUCUUGACACUGUCCUUAAAGGAAAGUACAGUUUUGCAGAAGAGAAUGUUGGGAAAAAAACACAUGCAGCUUCUGAUGCUCAGCAGAAAGCAAAGAUGCUGCAAAAUGAGGCCGAAUCAUUGUUAGCAGAUGCAAGCCGAAAGCUGGAGUUAUUGAAGAAACUGGAAAAAAGCUAUGAAGAAAACCAAAAAGCCUUGGAAGAAAAGGCACAGCAGUUGGUAAAACUGGAAGAAGAUGUACGCACAUUGCUGCAGACAAUCAGUCAGAAAGUUGCUAUCUAUAGUACUUGUUUAUAAUGAGGAUUACUUCACAGGUAGUUAGUUACCUGUCAGUACUCUACUGAUGCUGAAGAACAAUCAAUUCCAAGCGUAAUUUUUUAAAUAAAUUGAAUGAAUUAUUAAAUGCAUCUUUUACUCAAUACAUUUUAUUGAAAUAUUUCCAGAAGCAAAUGCUUAAGAUAAAAUACAAACUAAACUCAGUAUUUUUGUAUUAUUCAUUUUAGUGACUAAAUUCAAUGAAGUAAAAAAAAUUGGUGUAGUUCACUUUUUAUAGCUAAUGUUUAACCCAUUUUUAUUUACAAUUACAUUAAACAUGGCAUGGAUUUAAUAACCAUGUAAGUAAUAUGUUUUACAGUAGCUUGUGCAGGAAUUACAUUAGACUGAAUUUGUUUGCAAAAAUAAAAUAACUUUCAUGAGAGAAGUCUUCUAGAAGCAUUUCAGUGGAAAAGGCAUUAUGCAUUUUAAUAUCAAAGGAGGACAAGGACAAUAUUCUACUUUGAUACUGAAACUGUGUUACUACCACUGCAGUCAAACUGAGCAAGCCUUCAAACUCAUGUUGAACAAAAUCAUUUCUAGAUAGUUGCAAAGCAGUGAUGUGUAUGGGUGUCAUCACCAAACCCAAGAACAUACCUAAACAAAAAUGUCCUUUAUCUGUUUCGCAAACUGGUGAAGGCCAAGAAUAUUGAAGAGUAGAUUUGCCCGUGCUCUUUUUUGUUUAUCAAUAAGGAACAAUAAAUAUUCCCACUGAUUUUACAAUUCUUAAAGGACAAGGCAUAGUGAAUAUCUAGUAAUGUCAGGUCACAACUGUGGAGAGAGAAACAGUUGUGAGCAUGCUUUAGAAAAUUUCAUCUGAUUCAGAAGCUCUGCAACAACACUAUGCCAUUUCUGCCUAAUUUGAAGUUGCAAUGUGAGGUAGAUUUUGGGGGUGGGAGAACAAUCCUAGAAUAUACAGAAUAAGGAAUGAAAAGACCAUAAGGUCACAAAUGUAGAGAUGUAAAUAAGUAAUACUAUGAUCAUCCAGUCCCAAACACAGGCACAUGAUCUUAUACACGUUUUAGUUUCGCUUUCCUUCCUCAAUUUUCUACCUUCUCCUCCAGCAGAAACAAUGCCCUUAAGUCCAGGGCAUCCAUUGUCUAUGUUCCCUUUACAUCCCCAGGCCCAUUUUAUACCUUCAUCUCUUACAGCACCUGCUGAAGGUACUGAAGAAAUUGGAAUAAAGUUUGAGGACUAGAUUUUGCUGUUAAAGACAUUGAUCUUUUUUAAUGUUCAUCACAGCCUUGAUUCUGAUUUAAUUGCCCUCUAAUACCCAGAUGACUCCGUUCUGCUGCUUGCUCUCCAAGUUUGUAAAAUUUUUUAUUCCAAAAGAAGGUAGUAACUUCCAGGGUCUGCAUUAAUACACACAACAGGGCCAAUGAUUUCAAUGACUGCUAAUGAAUGUAGUGUUUGUAUAAUUAACAAUUUUUUAUAUUUUAUUAUUUACAAUGGAUCUGAUUAAGGAUAGGAGGAAACCUCCUACGUUCAACUUUCCUCGCUACUUUGUAAAGUAAACCAUUCAGAUCAGGAAAGCUCUAGGAUAUUAUUUUAUGUCUGUCCUUUGAUCAUUUACCUUCCUCCUAUGAUCUCAAUCACAAAUACAAGUUGUGCUUAAAUUUUGCAAGGAAGUUCUGGCUGGGUUUUGUUGAGAUACAGUGCAGAACAGGCCCUUCCAGCCCUUCCAGCUGCACAGCCCAGUAAUCCCCGAUAACUCUAACCUAAUGGGACAAUUUACAAUGACCAAUUAACCUAUUAACUGGUACAGCUUUGUUCUGUGCGAGGAAACUGAAGCAUCUAAAGACAACUCAUGCAUUCUACAGGGGAGGGGGACAUACAGUCCUUACGCCGACACUCCAGAUGUAAUAGUGUUGUGCUACCAUGAUGCCCAGGCUAAGUUGUCCGAAAUUGCUGCUCUAGGCAUGCCCUGAACUACAAACAAGUUGGUGCUUUGAGGGAAAUGAACCAUAGAGUUCAAAAUAAGAUCCAAAUACAAAGAUGCAGUUCUGAAGAAUUUAUGUAGCAGAAUAAUCCAAACUACUACUGUGUCAUGGUCUUGACUUGGAUGACAAAAAGAUCAGUCUCAUUCAAAUACAAUUACUGUACAAAUAUUGGAUCACGAUGAAAAAUCUAUCCCUGUGACUGUAAAAGAUGCUGGUGUAAGCUCUGACCAAUUCAGAAAUAAAUCAGGAAUAUAAUUUCAAAUACAUUUUCCAUGUGAAGAUUGAGUUAUCCUAAAGUUCAAACAGAAGGCUAUUUGUGCUGCUCUUUGUAAUGAAAUGUUUAGCUUGAAACUUUAACCUAUUUUUCCCUU